UAUUUCCUAGAGACUUCCACCCGAGAAGGUUCCCCCCGCCUGAGAUCCAGUAUCUUAUAGAAAUCCGACAGAGUCGCAUUCAUUUCGUAAUUGUACGCUCAGUCGAGUCCAAUCCGGAGUUAGUCAGAGCCAUGUACAGUCCCCACAUUGCCCUCCUGUCGACCGUGCAGGCCAGCGACACCCGCACCCGGGCCCGGCUGCGGUUCCGGCGCCGUCCCUCCGACACCACCUUCACGGACCCUCGUGUCGAGCAGUUGAUCGUUCAUCGCGCCCUCCUUGAGCACAUGCUGCAGCAGAAGGAGCACUACGACCACGAGCGAGACCUGGAACAGCAGAGGCUGGAGCGAUUCCGGUGCGAGGGCGCCAACGAGCGGCGCCUCCAGGUGCAGGAGCAGGUGGUGAAGAAGGCAAAGGCCAUGCUGCCGGGCAUCGUGUUCAAGAUGCGCAACCAGGUGGACAAGCUGAAGCGCUUCCUCGAGGCCGACCAGGACCAGGAGCUGCAGCAGUUGGACGCGAAUCUCUACAAUACCUGCAACGAGCUGCUCAAGACCUGCCAGACCACCCUCGACAAUCCCAUGUGAGUGGCUGUCCCUGUCCCCAAUUGACCUCAAAGAUCUCAAGGAGCUCGAGGACAUCCCACUACGAUUGCAUUUCAUUUACUCACACAGACCAUGCGUUGAAGUCGUCUAGAAAAUAUUCCCAAAUUUUAAUGUAAACGAAGAAGUGCAAAAAAAAUUUUAAAUUCAAACCCCAGUUAGUCCAGUAUUUUAUCCCAUCGCUCGCAAAUAAAACAUAAUUAGUCGGAA
Drosophila ananassae is the source of this 806-nucleotide messenger RNA. Its product is annotated as tubulin-specific chaperone A. Gene Ontology annotation, molecular function: beta-tubulin binding. The coding region runs from base 132 to 581 and encodes 149 amino acids. The transcript has a single exon. The record is from RefSeq and is a predicted model, not a curated record. Gene Ontology annotation, cellular component: microtubule cytoskeleton; cytosol. Lineage: Eukaryota; Metazoa; Arthropoda; Insecta; Diptera; Drosophilidae. Gene Ontology annotation, biological process: post-chaperonin tubulin folding pathway; tubulin complex assembly.